Messenger RNA from Miscanthus lutarioriparius, 1554 nucleotides. The record is from the annotation of a GenBank genome assembly. NCBI's taxonomy places the organism in Eukaryota, Viridiplantae, Streptophyta, Magnoliopsida, Poales, Poaceae.
AUGAGGAAGAAUUGGGGGCUCAGCUCCGGCCACGCGCGGCCGUUCGGUGACCGCCGGUGGCUGCUCCCCUUCCUCGCCAGCCUGCUCGUCACGUCCACGCUCCUACUCGCCGCCGCGUGCGGCCUCUUCUCGCCGCCCUACCUGGGCGGCGCCGGGAACGCGGUCCUGUUCGACGUCGUCUCCCUCACCAACUGGGACGACGGCGGCGGCUCGUCGUCGGGCGGUGGAGCGCCCUCCGUUGAGACGGGAAUCAAGAACCGGCUGCUGGAAGAUAACGCCGCCAGCGAUGACGACGACGAGAACCCCGACGACGCCGCCGUCAACUCUGACGACUCCGACGCCGAGCCUCCGCGGAUCGCGUACCUCCUCGAGGGCACCAAGGGGGACGGCCUGCGGAUGCGGCGGACGCUGCAGGCCAUCUACCACCCGCGCAACCAGUACAUCCUGCACCUCGACCUGGAGGCGCCGCCGCGGGAGCGGAUCGAUCUGGCUAUGUACGUCAAGGGCGAUCCCAUGUUCAGCCAGGUCGGGAAUGUGCGGGUCAUCGCCAAGGGCAAUCUUGUCACCUACAAGGGGCCGACCAUGGUCGCCUGCACGCUCCACGCCGUCGCCAUUCUCCUCAAGGAGGGGCUGCAGUGGGACUGGUUCAUCAAUCUCAGCGCGUCGGAUUAUCCGCUCAUGACACAAGAUGAUAUACUUCAUGUCUUCUCUUCUUUGCCAAGAAAUCUUAAUUUUAUAGAGCACUUUCAGUUAUCUGGGUGGAAAGUAAAUAUAAGGGCGAAACCAAUUGUUCUGGACCCAGGGCUCUAUCUAUCAAAGAAAUUUGGCCUUACUAUGACUACUGAGCGGAGAGAAUUGCCAACAUCUUUCAAAUUAUAUACUGGUUCUGCUUGGAUAAUGCUCACAAAAUCCUUCCUUGAGUACUGUAUCUGGGGUUGGGAUAAUCUCCCACGAAACCUCCUGAUGUACUAUGUCAACUUCAUCUCCUCACCAGAAGGCUAUUUCCAAACUGUGAUCUGCAACUCUGAUGAUUUUCGGGGCACGGCAGUUGGCCAUGACCUUCACUACAUCGCUUGGGACUACCCUCCAAAGCAGCAUCCAUUGAUCCUCUCCAUGAAGGACUUCAACAAGAUGGCCAAGAGCGGUGCGCCCUUUGCACGAAAGUUUCCCAAGGAUGACAAGGUCCUGGACAAGAUAGAUCGUGAGCUUUUGCACCGCUCAGAGGGCCGGUUCACCCCGGGAGCAUGGUGUGAUGGGAGCUCUGAAUUAGGGGCUGAUCCAUGUCUGUCUAGGGGUGAAGACUCUGUUUUUGAGCCUGGUCCUGGUGCUGAAAGGCUGCGAGGUCUGAUGAAGAAGGUGCUCUCAUGGGAUUACCGCAAUGGUAGCUGUUCCUCACUUGCUUAUGAUCAGACAAAGAGGGAUUGGUAUGCUCCUAAAGAUGAAGAUAUUCCCUUGCCAAUGUUAUCCACCAUGAAUUCUUCAGCAGAACUGUUACCAGGUUCAGUAUUUCUGAAUGAAGGGGAAACUUUCUGUCGUAAAUCAAAACUUUGGUAA